GCCUGCUGCCGGGCACCCCAGAGCCUGCGCCGUGCGCUCGGGAACUCGGCGGGGCCGCGGCUUCCAGAGUUGGCGCGCGGGACGGACUCCGAGGACCUGGCUUAGCGCAGCCACCGCGCCUCCCCUCACUCUGGUACCGAUGGACCUGACCUGCUAUUGCUGCGGAGAGGGCCUUCUGGAAGUGAGAAAUGACACACCCUGAUGACAAGAGAGACUCCAGUCCUUCAACAGACGGUGCCCUCCUGUGCUGCCCCUCUAGGACCCUUCCCCCAAGCCCAUCCCCUGACAACUCUGCACUCCUGUAAUUGUGCCUUUUCAAGAAUGUCAGAUGGACUCCUAUGGUCCAACAGGCGCUCCUCCAAGCGGAGCCUUGGAGGGCAAGGCCGGCACCAUUACCUCCAACGAGUGGAGCUCUCCUAACUCCCCUGAGGGGAGCAACGUCUCUGGGGGCAGUCAGGCAUUGGACAAGCCCAUUGACAAUGAUGCGGAGGGUGUUUGGAGCCCGGACAUUGAGCAGAGCUUCCAGGAGGCCCUGGCCAUCUACCCACCCUGUGGCCGGCGCAAGAUCAUUCUGUCGGAUGAGGGCAAGAUGUACGGUCGGAAUGAGCUGAUUGCUCGUUACAUCAAGCUCCGGACAGGGAAGACCCGCACCAGGAAGCAGGUCUCCAGCCACAUCCAGGUGCUGGCUCGUCGCAAAGCCCGUGAGAUCCAGGCCAAGCUAAAGGAUCAGGCAGCUAAGGACAAGGCCCUGCAGAGCAUGGCUGCUAUGUCGUCCGCCCAGAUCAUCUCCGCCACAGCCUUCCACAGUAAAAUGGCCCUCGCCCGGGGCCCUGGCUGCCCAGCAGUCUCAGGGUGUGAAACCUUUCUCUCAACAAACCUACACUGUCCAGCCUUCGCUGCCUCUGCCAGGUGGGUCUGCAGUGAACAGCUCCCUCGCCCGUCGCACCCCUGCAGCUCCCGCCUCCAGGUCCCAGGUGCCUGGCAGCUGGAAAGGGAACCCUUACUAGCAGAGGGAACCCUUCCUGGGAAGAGGCCCGGAGCAGGCGCAGGUCCAGCAGCUGGGCCAGCACAGGAGCUCACCCCCUUGCACUGCUCAGGGUUCGAGCCUCCUUCAGGAGCCGCCCCAUCGCCCUCAGCGCCCCCAGCACCCCCGUGGCAGGGCCGCAGCGUGGCCAGCUCCAAGCUCUGGAUGCUGGAGUUCUCUGCCUUCCUGGAGCAGCAGCAAGACCCUGACACGUACAACAAGCACCUGUUCGUACACAUUGGCCAGUCAAGCCCAAGCUACAGUGACCCCUACCUUGAAGCCGUGGACAUCCGCCAGAUCUAUGACAAGUUCCCAGAGAAAAAGGGUGGACUCAAGGAGCUCUUUGAACGGGGACCUUCUAAUGCCUUUUUUCUCGUGAAGUUCUGGGCAGACCUCAACACCAACAUGGAGGACGAAGGCAGCUCCUUCUACGGGGUCUCCAGCCAGUACGAGAGUCCCGAGAACAUGAUAAUCACCUGCUCCACCAAGGUCUGCUCGUUCGGCAAGCAGGUGGUAGAGAAAGUGGAGGUAGGAGUACCCUGUGCACUGUUAAACCAGACCUUUAAGCUGUUUCAGACAGAGUAUGCCCGCUACGAAAACGGCCACUACUCCUACCGCAUCCACCGGUCCCCGCUCUGUGAGUACAUGAUCAACUUCAUCCACAAGCUGAAGCACUUGCCCGAGAAGUACAUGAUGAACAGCGUGCUGGAGAACUUCACCAUCCUGCAGGUGGUCACCAACAGAGACACACAGGAGACUUUGCUGUGCAUUGCAUAUGUCUUCGAGGUGUCAGCCAGCGAGCAUGGGGCUCAACACCACAUCUACCGGCUGGUGAAAGAAUAAGAGACUUGGGGAGCAGGGACGGGGGAAGAGGUGUGUGUGUGUGUGUAGGGACAUGGGGUGGGGACCUGCGGGGACAGCCCCUUGAAGUGCCAAGAAAGCUUACCCUUCCUACCCAGGAACAAACUGUGCCUCAACCUGCAGUGCCCAACCCCAAAUAAACCCAAGAUGUGUAUUUUCAGAGGACCCCACCUGGCUGUAGGAGCCCUGGGAAGGACUGUGGGAGAAGGGGGGCAGUCUGGGAAGCGGGCCGGAAGCAGCCCCAGAGAUUCAUCAUGGGCAGUUCUGAAGCCAUUGCUCCAGUGGACUCGGCCAGGAAUGUCGCCAGACGCUGAAGGUCAAGCUGGAUGGUCCCUCUGCUGCCUGGAGCCCCUGCACUCUGCUGCUGGCCACGCUGGGAGGCCUGAGGAUAGGCGCGUGGCUCCCAUUCUGUGCGUGCUCAGGUGUGCACCCGGCUCCCUGAGCAUGCUGCAGCUGCUCCGCCCGGCACCUCUGCUGCCACUGCCGCGGGGCAGCUUACGGAGGCCCGUCCAACCCAGGCGUGGGUUUUAGGUGUGGAGGUGACUGAGUUGCUGGAAGGGGACACUGAGCCGUUUAUUUUUAUUCAUCUCUGGUGGUUGUGGAUCCCAUGGCCCUGCUGGCUUGUUGAGGGGACUGGCUCUAGAUCAGAGGAGCCCGAGAUGGAGGACAGGAGGGGCAGUGCUGGAGCAGGCUGCCGAGUUGUGCAGAGGCUGGCGUCUUGCAGCACCUUUUUGGUGGCGAAGGCCAAGAAAGUUGUUCAGAGGUUUGUGGUGACCCAGUGGUCUCUGAGACCAUCCAGUUCUGACUGGUGAGUCUUACCUCCCUCCCAGCCAAGAUGCCUGUUGGGUGGUGACCACCUCAGGGCCAGCCCAGGCAUCCACUCCCUCCCCAAACUGUAGUUUCUGUGCUCCUCGGGGCUGGAGAAGGGUGUGGAACCAACGCUGCAUCUAGAGGCAACCACCUGUUUAUUUCCUGCUAACAGGCCAGCUUUGGGUUUCAGCAGUCCUGGCUUCAUCCUAGUAUUCCUAGCUGCCCGACUUUGGGCAAAUGUCUCCACCUUUCUGAGCCUGUAAAGGGGGCAGGCAAUAGCACCCACAUUAGAAGGCCUUAGGGAGGAGGAGAGAGAAUGUCUACAAAGUGCCUGGUGCAAGAUGCUCUAAACCAGGGGUCCUCAAACUACGGCCACGGGCCACAUGCAAAUACAAAUAUUGUAUUUGUUCCCGUUUUGUUUUUUUACUUCAAAAUAAGAUACGUGCAGUGUGCAUAGGAAUUUGUUCAUAGUUUUUUUUUAAACUAUAGUCUGGCCCUCCAACGGUCUGAGGGGCAGUGAACUGGCCCCGUUUAAAAAGUUUGAAGACCCCUGCUCUAAACAAAUGUUAUGAUAAUUAGCUUAUCACUCACCUCCCUCAGGGAGGCUUAGGCCUUGCUCUUUGCUGCCAUCUAGUGGCUCCUUGGUAUUAUCCCCAUUGGGAACCACAAUCCCAGGUGCCUGGGAUUCAACUUGCCUACAGGUGUUUACUGUGCCCCACGCUCACUCGGGAAGAUAAUAUAUAUUAUUACACAAAUGAGGAAGACAGUGUCUAGGAGGGGUACAGAGUGGUGGUUAGGAGCAAGCGUCAGACCACUAGGAUUGGAAUCCUGGCGUUUAGCUAUUGCCUAGCCCUGUGACUUGGGAAAAAUUCCUUAAUUUCACUGUGCCUCAGUUUCCCCAACUGUAAAAUGGGUCUAAUAACAGUACCUACCUCAUUUAUGUAGAGAGCCUAGCAUAGUGUCAAGCACAUAAAUGUGUUUGAUACAUAUACUUUGUUAAUAGUAGGAGCUUUCGGUCAAAGGAGUCAGAUUGGAAAACUGGCUAAUCUGAUCCUCAGACUUUGCUGUGCAUUGCAUGUCUUUGAGGUGUCAGCCAGCGAGCAUGGGGCUCAACACCACAUCUACCGGCUGGUGAAAGAAUAAGAGACUUGGGGAUCGGAUGGGGAAGAGAUAUGUGUGUGUGAACUGUACUUCAGAGACGGGAGUGAGCAGGGUGUGGAUGAGUCAGGGAAGGGGCUCCGGUGGAGAGGGGCUGCCCCUUAACGGAUGGGCAGUGUUUGGAUACACAAGCAGGAGGAAGGCUGGCCCUCCUUCCAGGUGGGUUACCUAGUCUCCCGCUGUCCUCCACAGGCCAGAACCCCUCUCUUUAUUAAAAAGCUUUAACAAACACACGGACUACUGCUAGAUCUCAUACCAAGUUGCUUAACACUACUGUUCAUGGGGGCCGAGGCGGGGCGUGGGGUCCCCGAGUCCCUGGCUCGGACUGGCAUGUUCCCGCAUGUCUGUGAGGGUUUGUGUUUGUGUAAGGCUACCCGUCCCUCCCCCAGUCACCAGCACAGCCUUGCCCUUUCCCCUCUGCCCUUCCCUUUUCCUGGGGCUGUUUGGAUAAGGGAACUCAUGGUGCCCGCCCUGCUAGCUGACUGUGAACUUUCAGACAAAUGCUCACGAAGGAUGUAUGAGCAGCCUGUUGACCGUGGGACAGAUGCACAAGUGAAGGGGAUGAUCUUUUUGUGUUGUGAGUGGGAAGGAAUCUGCAGGUGUGUUGGCUGUGAGUUUUCCCUUUUCUUUAGGAACUAACCUCAGUAGCCUAAUGAAGAUUCAUCUACUUAUAACUAAAUCCCAAGCCAGUCAGCCGUGGGGAACACAGAUGAGCUGUAGAGCCUGUCCCACUGUUGUAGGACAGACUGUGACCCUUGGGGCAGACAGGAGACCCGACCUGGCCCCACCUCUCCUGCAGCCUCCCUGACAGCCCUGGGCUCUCUGAAUCACUCCUCCCAGCAUGGCUCUGCCUCUUGGCUGUGGCCCCACAUGUUCCCGGGCCUCUGCCUCCCCUGGUAAACAGUUACUCAUGCUUCAAGAGCCAGUCUGGAGUCACCUCCUCAUGCAGAAGGGUUUGCCGCUCCUCUUGUGUGACAAAGGCAUUCCAGUCCUGACCCGUUAGAGCACCUGUUACAUGUACCAGCAAACAGGGACUUCUGUCAUCUCUGCUAACCCUCACCCCAUAGAUACUGUGCUGUCCGUUUUGAAGGUGAGGAAGGGGGCACAGAAUGGGAACUAACUUUCUUGCAAUAUUCAUACAUUUAUUCACUCACUUAGCACAUAUUUAUUUAAAUUCUGCUCUGUGCCAGGCCCUGGGAAUGUGUUGGUGACCAAGACAGAUGAGGUCCUUGGGGCACUUACUAAAUUUUACUGAGGAAGAAAAAGUGAGCAAGGAAACAAGAUGUAAACUGUGAUACAUGCUGUGGAAGAAGGAGAGUGUCCUGAUGGUGGGACACUGGGGCGCCUCUCAAGCCGGGGAGGGCAAGGGCAGGACAGUGCCUGGUGUGUUCCAGGCCAGAGAGGAGGGUGUGUCGGGGGCACAGAGGGAGAGACGCAGGGGCUGAGGUGCGGAGGCUGCAGGGCUACAUCCUGCCCAGGCCAGCCGUCCAGAUGGGGAGGUGAUCCAGCUCUCUCCUCCGCAGGGCAACCCCCCUCACUCGAUUUUACUCCAUGGGAAGGGGGUCCUGGAAGUGUUUUAAGCAAAGGAGUCAGUCUUUUUUAUCUGAAUUUUAGAAAACAGCACUGGAGCCUCCUGGACUACCGAGAAGCACAUGCUUCUGAGUCUGUCUUUCCUCCUAGACUCAGCUUCUGUGGGUGGAGACUAUAGCCUUCCUGGUCUGUUACUUCCUGUAGACCACACACCACUUCUGGAGCCUUGCCGGGGCUUGAGUGACCGCACGUGUACAGGCAGUGGGAUCCAUGCCACUGGGGCCGGGAGGUGUGUAGGCUUCCUGAGGCCUCUGGGGUGGAGCCCUUGCCCUCCUGACACAAUCUAGAGCUAGCAGGCACUGUCAUGGAGAGGGGGGUGUGGAAACACUGCCUGUCUUGUGGGGUCUAAUGAUGACAGAGCAGCCUGUGACCCAGUGGCCACCAAUGAGCUUCCAUAGAGCAGGAUGAUCUAACGAGAGAGACACAUGCAGAAGGAGUUUAAGGUGCGUGUGCACAAGUGUGACGUGAGCGUGUGUGCGGACACAGGCUCUGCCCUUUCAGGACUAAAGCCAGGGGUGUGGGGAACAAGGGGCUUCCAUGGUGUGGCCUGGCCCAGGCCUCCUGCGUACUACGUAUAUCUGCUCCCUUCCCCUGACUGUAGGGUUCAGAGGACAGUGGGCAGGGUGGUGACAGGGCCAGCGGGAGGAGGGCUGACACCCCUUGUAAGCAGGGGUAUAAGACCUUAACCCUGGAGCCAGGCCGACCUGGGGCUGAAUUGCCUUCUUACAAGCUGUGUGACCUGGGGCUUGGGACCUAGUCCCAGUGAGCGCUGAGAAGGCUGAUAACUCAGGGCAGAUAUUUUCAGCCUUUUCUACCUUGAAGCAUCAUAAGUGGACUACUAAAAUUCUGCGGCACACCAAAAAUAUAUUUUUUGCUGAUAUGACAAAAAAAGAAUAGGUAUAAUUUUGAUUAAUUCAUACCGGAUGGCUAUUGUGUUGCCUGUUGUCAUUUUUUUAUUUGACAACCUAAAGGAAAAGAGGUCAGCGCUCCUGACUAAAUAGUCAGAUGUUGUAUGUUUUAAAAAUUAUUGCGGCACAUGGUUGAAAAUCACUGACUUGGGGGCAUAAAAAUUUCACCUGUACACACAUACACAUUUCACCUAACUGCUCUCCACACACACACACACACACACAUUUUUAGAGAACAGAACAAGCUCUAGGCAAAACAGGCGGGAGGAGGCCUCAAGGCUGAGAGAGCUGGCCCCAGGGCCCCAGUGGAGGGUGGUAAAAGGGAGGACAGAACAAAUGUUGGCUAAGUCACUCUGAGUAGGAAACUGUCUGGAAUUUGUUUGUUUACUUCCCGAGAAAGGAUGGGGGAAGGGUCAAGUGCCUUUGUAGGCGGCUGGAGACCAGUUGGUGGAAAUGGCUAAGGGUCUUUUUAAGCUCAAGGAUGUCUAAUAUUCAACCAAGUUUUUGUAUUUUUGCUAUGAAAACCCCCUUUGUCUCUCCACAUCUUCAGUAAAGUCUACCAUGUACACAAA
This is a messenger RNA of Myotis myotis, 6923 nucleotides long. It is a transcript of the gene TEAD4, whose product is annotated as TEA domain transcription factor 4. The coding region runs from base 329 to 1867 and encodes 512 amino acids. The transcript is spliced from 14 exons. NCBI's taxonomy places the organism in Eukaryota, Metazoa, Chordata, Mammalia, Chiroptera, Vespertilionidae. Gene Ontology annotation, cellular component: transcription regulator complex. Gene Ontology annotation, biological process: regulation of transcription by RNA polymerase II; embryonic organ development; hippo signaling. Gene Ontology annotation, molecular function: RNA polymerase II cis-regulatory region sequence-specific DNA binding; DNA-binding transcription factor activity, RNA polymerase II-specific. The record is from RefSeq and is a predicted model, not a curated record.